AUGGGUGAUGCAGCGGACCAACGGCUUCGUGCCGAACUACGUGAGAAAUUUUUACGCGCGUUGUCAAUUGUCAGUGGGAGCAAGGCUUCGCUCACAAUUUGUGAUGGCACGGAAGUCACGGCGAAUGUAGCAGCUAUCCAUUCUAGUUUCUCUGACGUCGUCCUGCGUGAUAUGGAGCUACCCAAGGGCAAAAUCAUUGACGAUACAGUUAUCAGCUCCUCAGAAAUCGCCUAUCUCAGUGUGAAAGUUAAAGAAAGGAAGAAAGACUUUAUUAUUGCAUCCGCCGAA
Messenger RNA from Mesorhabditis spiculigera, 288 nucleotides. Lineage: Eukaryota; Metazoa; Nematoda; Chromadorea; Rhabditida; Rhabditidae. The record is from the annotation of a GenBank genome assembly.